GGGAGAGGAGAGAUGUCAGGACGGUUGCUGGAGCACAUCAAACUCGUAGGCACCGAGAAAAAACGAUUCUGACAGGCCACUGACUGCUUCACAUCUCAAUCUCCCUUAUCUCCCGAUUCAAAUUGCUCCCUUUUCUGCAGGCACUUCCUCGGAUAGUCACUCAUGAAAACUACAAGUCCAUCACACCACGCCAGGUGCGGCGGCUGCUCGAACAGCACUUCGCUAUGGCGGAAAACGAACUCGACACCCACAAAUACGUAAGCGCAGAUGGAUGCAUUGAAAGGCCUGUCCUUCACGGCGUUCUUUCCAUUGGUUGGCUGCGCAGGAGAUCAAUGACAUUCUGUUCGACCAUGCCACCCAGCUGACGACGUCGGCGGGUGCGCAAGGGGCGGCUCCUGCGCGUCCCGCUCGUAGCGAGUCUGCCCGUGCUGCAGCAGCGCCGGUCGAGACCGUAGUGAUUGAAGAUGAACCAGCGGCGGGAGGCGCAUCUGAGGUCCAAUCGUCUUCAUUCGGCGAUUUGCCGACAGAGGUACGACACGUGGGCACUGAUAGGUACGUGAGGAAUGGACCCUCCUCUGUUGUUUUGGAUUUGCAGUUGUUGUUCCUGAUAGCGCCCUUCUUGUAUCUGCAUGAGUUGCUGAGGUUCCUGAGGGUAGACAGAACAUGCGCUGGGCUGGCAGGUCAGGUAGAGCAUGUCAGAUCGGAUCACUUCCUGGUCCGCACCCGUGUGUGCGUUGCAGGCGACGAGGGCAUGUGGAAGGAGGUGUACGACCUGCUGCCCAAGCCGAAGGAGAGGGGGGCGGACAACAACGCAGCCAAGAAGAAGCCGGACCACGACGCUCACGACAAGAAACCACACGCCAGGAAGAGAAUGAAACACCAGGGUGAGAGAAAGAGAGGAAGCAACAAGAUUGCCCACUGACCGACCAUGCCCAUCCUGUCUUUUCCUUCUUCAUUCCAUCUCAGCGUUGCCGGUCGAGCUGCGGCCCCGGCCUGCGGUGAAGGCGAGGCGUGCACACGAAGCGGCGGUAGCAGCAUCGCAGGACGGCGUGUCGUGGCGGGACAGGUGCAGGGAGUACGUCAGGGAGCGGUGCUAUGACUGCGGGCGGACGACGGAGAAGCCCAUCAACGGCGGCAUCAAGCUCAUGAUGUGUAGACUGUGCAACAUGAGCUACGAGACGUACGCCAGGGCCGCACAGGGGGGCGAUUGAAGGUGUUUUAGUGAGUGAGCGCAUGGCUGUUGUGGUCUCUAUUUGCGUGUCAGGCAUCGUCGCGACCGUCAGAAGUUCAUAUCGCCGACACACGUUGACCUCUACUUCGGCAUCAAAAAGCAGACACUAAAAGACAGUAAGCGACACCACACAGCCGCGCAGUCUGCAGAGCACAUUCGGGUGAAAUGUAUCUGUGUGCUUCUCUGUGUGUGCGUGCACGUGUGUGCGUCAGGGUCGUUGGUGUAUGGGUACACGGACAAUCCCAUUAGCCCCUCCUUCAUGACCAUGAACCUCUGUAUGUUAGCCACCAGCUUACCCACCCGCACACUCACCUAUCCGUCUGACACACAGGAUCCAUCUCUAUCAUUCAGAUUUCCUGAAUGACAUCCAGAAUCUCGCCAAGAAGCUCAAGCGCGGUGAGACAGACAGACAGACAGACGGACAUGUACUCAGGCAGCCAGCCGUUCAGCCACGAUAUCAAGGUGUGUUGGUUUGUAUGCGCAGAGCACGCCGAGGCCGAGAGGGCGAGGGAGCGGGAGCGUCGCAUAGAGGAGAGGAGGAAGCGGCGGGAGCCCAUCGACAUCUCCGACCAGGACAAGGACGAGGCAAAGCACCCCAACAACAGCAACAAGGACAAAGGCAAGAAGCGGGUGCUGCCAAAGUCCUUCGCACAGCCCAAGAGGGCGCGCAAGGCGGCCAAGAAAUCCCCACACACCGACGAGCGUGAGGACGAGCAGGAGGCAGCUGAACCAGCAGGACCAUCAGCAGCACCAGCACCAGAAGCCGGGCCCAAAAGGAGGGCGCGUCGUGUGGGUGGCGGGCGUGUGCACGGCGUCAACGACUUGUCGGCUUUGCGCGCAUCCUAG
This is a messenger RNA of Vitrella brassicaformis, 2077 nucleotides long. The record is from the annotation of a GenBank genome assembly. NCBI's taxonomy places the organism in Eukaryota, Vitrellaceae.